This is a messenger RNA of Sclerotinia sclerotiorum 1980 UF-70, 834 nucleotides long. RefSeq lists its product as hypothetical. Gene Ontology annotation, molecular function: tRNA (guanine(46)-N7)-methyltransferase activity. The transcript is spliced from 3 exons. Gene Ontology annotation, biological process: tRNA methylation; RNA (guanine-N7)-methylation. NCBI's taxonomy places the organism in Eukaryota, Fungi, Ascomycota, Leotiomycetes, Helotiales, Sclerotiniaceae. Gene Ontology annotation, cellular component: tRNA methyltransferase complex. The record is from RefSeq and is a predicted model, not a curated record. The coding region runs from base 1 to 834 and encodes 277 amino acids.
AUGGCAGGCCCACCAAAUAAAAAGCAAAAGAGGGAGGAUUAUAGGACUGCGAGAGAGAAUGGCGAGGAGAGUAAAGAGUUGCCAAAGAAGAAAUUUUACAGACAGAGAGCGCAUGCCAAUCCUUUCUCCGAUCAUCGUUUAGCAUAUCCUGCUUCCCCAGCCCAGAUGGAUUGGGCUUCACACUACCCCGCCUACGCAGAGUCGCCAACAGCUUCCGAAGGAAUUGAAGAAACCUCGGAAGUUUGUAAAUCUAGCAAUGUGAAGAAGAUGAAGCAAGAUGUUGAGGUUGCAGAUAUUGGUUGUGGGUUUGGUGGUUUGACGGUAGCUUUGGCUCCUAAAUUGCCAAAUUCUUUAAUUCUAGGUACGAGUGCUUUUUGUCCCAUCGAACGAAUCAAGGCUCUGAGGGUUCAAGAAAAGGAAACUGGUCUAUUUCAAAAUGCUUCAUGCAUACGAGCCAAUACCAUGAAGUUUAUGCCAAAUUUCUUCAAGAAGCACCAACUCGCCAAGAUUUUUCUUUGCUUUCCAGAUCCUCAUUUCAAGGCUCGAAAGCACAAGGCCAGAAUUGUCUCAACCACGUUAGCUGCCGAGUAUGCCUACGUUGUUCGACCAGGAGGAAUCAUAUACACUAUCACGGAUGUUGAAGAUCUCCAUAAUUGGAUGGUUACACAUUUCAAUGCGCAUCCCACCUUCGAGCGAGUUUUGGAAGAGGAACAAGAAGCAGAUGAAUGUGUCAAUAUAAUGAGAACGGAGACUGAGGAGGGAAAGAAAGUAACCAGGAAUAAUGGACCAAAAUUCGUUGCUUUAUUCAAGCGUUUGGAGGAUCCUCCUUGGUAA